Molecule: messenger RNA, 1386 nt
Organism: Colletotrichum orchidophilum
Lineage: Eukaryota; Fungi; Ascomycota; Sordariomycetes; Glomerellales; Glomerellaceae
Product: cytochrome c oxidase subunit 1
Exons: 3
Coding region: 1-1386 (461 amino acids)
Source: RefSeq, a predicted model, not a curated record
AUGGCCGAAAAGGCUGACAGCGUCUCCGAUGCGGCGCAGCCCGUGGAGCAGUCAGGAACAGUCAAGGUGAAGUGGUAUCGCACCCCCUUCUACAAUGCCACGAUUCUUGGCAUGUGCAGUUUUGCAGCUCCCGGUCUUUGGGGUGCGAUGAACUCUCUGGGUGCUGGUGGUGCCCAAGAGCCAUACCUCGUCAACACCGGGAACGCGCUUACUUUCUGCCUCAUGAUCAUCUCAUGCUGGCUUACAAGCUCUGUUGUCAAGUACGUCGGCAUCAAGGGUGCCCUGGUGAUUGGCACAAUUGGAUUUGCUCCAUAUAGCGCCGGCCUUUAUCUCAACAAUCGUUACGGCGUCGAAUGGCUCGUCAUCCUUGGUGCUGCCUUUUGUGGCGUUUCAGCCGGAAUUUUCUGGGGCUCCGAAGCUGCCAUUGCCAUUGCUUAUCCCGAACCUCACAACAGAGGGCGGAUGAUUGCUUACUGGCUCACUUGGACUCGAGUUGGUCAGAUCCUCGGCGGUGUCAUUAAUCUUGGGCUGAACGCCGACCGCAGUGGAGCUGGCAAGGUGUCAUACAAGGUCUACCUCAUCUUCAUUGCCUUGCAAGCUUGCGGACCCUUCGUGGCGAUGCUGCUGAACCGUCCACAAAAGGUUCAACGAGCCGAUGGGAAGCCAGUCCAACUGACUAUUGCCGAUGACCCAUGGCAAGAGAUCAAGGCCACAACGAAGACCUUUCUCACGCCAAAGUUUCUGCUUCUCAUCUUGUGGAUAGGCCAGGGCGUUUACUCUGAAUCCAUCUUCUUUACAUACAUCGCUCUUUGGUUCUCUGUUAGAGCUCGUGCCCUCGGAUCACUUCUCUCUGGCAUUGUCGCAGUCAUUUCUGGCAAUCUCCUCGGAUUGUGGCUCGACCAGAAUCAGAUCGCUCUGAGAAAGAGAGCUCGUUGGGCGUUUGCGGUCAUUAUGACCCUUCAAGGUGCCUGGUGGCUAUGGCUGACUAUCAACGUCACCGAGUACCGUCGCACUCAGCCCAUAUUUGAUUGGAGCGACCCAGGUUUCGGCAGAGGCUUCGGGGUUUUUAUCUUCUUGGUCGCUGGCUUCCAGCUAAACUACAACUUUGCAUUUUUCAUUAUUGGGCAGAUUUCAGAGAGCCCCCAGCAGACCAUUCGCUUGGCCGCACUCCUUCGAGGAACGGAGUCAGCCUGGCAAGCAGUCAGCUACGGACUCAACGCAAUCCCGAUUUUCGCACUCGUUGGCGGGCCGUAUAUUAACUUUGGGCUAUGGUUCGUGUCGAUUUAUCCAGCUUGGCUGGUCGUCAGACACCUAGGCAACGAUGCGAAGGAAAAUGAUGCAGAGACAGUUGCUCAGUCGGAGGCAGUCCACGAAAUCAAAAGCUGA